AUGAAUGGAGUUCAUACCAGAUCACAAACCUCAAUACUUGAUAAUGUAUUUAGAGCAAACUUGAUAAAUGGAGAAUGGAAUCAUCCUGGUAUAAAGGUUGCACCAAGCCCUUUGCCAGAGGGAGGAGUUGGUUGCUUUGCAACAAAGUCAUAUGCGACUGGUGACCUACUAUUCAAAGCGAACUCAUUCGCAUCUGCAGUGGACAAUCCCUUGGUCGGCUACGUCUGCGAUUACUGUUUAAAGUACGACUACUCCAAUCACAAGAUUGAUCGUUGUGCAGGCUGCCACUUUGUAUACUAUUGCUCACGACAAUGUCAGAUCGCUGCAUGGGAGGACCUGCACAAGUACGAGUGUCCACUAUACAAGGUGUUUAAAAGCACAUCACAAGAACCAAUACCCAGGACUGCGUCUCUCUUUGUCAGAUUGCUAAUCCGAACGAAGCUUCAACGUGACAACCUUUGCACGCCAGAGAGCAAGAGCAUCUUUGGCUCAUACUUGAUAUUUGAGCAACUCCUAUCACACAUCAACAAGAUGAAUGGGGAUCAAAGAUUUAGAUAUACCAUGCUCUCUAGUAUUACAGCAUCCAUUCUCACGAAGCAGCCCAUGAAGAAUGUUACCAACGACCAAACAAUCAAUGUCCUUGAUUACUUGAGCAAGGGAUUGACAAAUGGAUUUCAUGUGGAUGAUGAUCAAGUACUAAAGGCCGCCGUGAUAUAUCCAUAUCUAUCUUUACUAAACCACUCAUGUCGUCCAAAUGCUAUCCAGUUGUUCACAGACAACUCGUGCCAGUUGAGAGCUUUGCGACCUAUUGAGCAAGGAGAGGAGAUACUCAUUCACUACCAUAUGCAAGGUCAAGAACACAAUCAGUUGCGCCAACAGUUGAAGGAGAACAGCUACUUCAAUUGCCAAUGUGUUGUGUGCCAGGACUUUGUCAACAACCAUCGUUUGGGCAAGUUUUACAAGUGCAACGCCUGUCCAGAUGGCCGCGUCGAGGUCCAAGAGACCAAGGGUGGCACCACCAAGGUGUACUGCAUGUCGUGCAAUAAGAAGAUCAGUGGUGGUGAAUACAAGAAGUUCAAGCUAAUGGAGAAGAAGGCCGAGCGUCUUGACCUGGAGCUGGAUGAUGUGCCAAGAGGUGCAAAGUUGGUAGAGAAGCUCAAGGAGAUGAUGCCAGCGUUGGAGUAUCUUCAUUGUGGACACCCGGUCUACUAUGAUCUCCAGAUCACUCUAUUGAGAGGCAAUCCAUCAGACAACAUGGCCUUUUUCUGCCAGUAUCCAUUCUUGGUACCAGUACUGGCACUAUCCCGACAGCACUUCCUCUAUCACCUGGGACCAGAUCAACCUCCUACUUUAGUUACAGACUUGUGCGCGAUUGGACAAAAGGAGAAAGGUGAAGAGAUGAUCGCAGAGGCCAGAACCAACCUUGAGAGCUUUGACUACUUCCCUCCUCAAACACAAAGGACAUGA
Messenger RNA from Acytostelium subglobosum LB1, 1467 nucleotides. RefSeq lists its product as hypothetical. Bases 1 to 1467 code for a protein of 488 amino acids. Lineage: Eukaryota; Evosea; Eumycetozoa; Acytosteliales; Acytosteliaceae. Gene Ontology annotation, molecular function: protein binding. The transcript is spliced from 5 exons. The record is from RefSeq and is a predicted model, not a curated record. Gene Ontology annotation, cellular component: nucleus.